AUGAACUUCGCCAAGCAGGACUGUUCCAAAGAGAGAAAGUGCGAAACGGCGAAGGGGAGGGAGAGAGAAGAACUAAUGGAGGUUCACAGGAGCGAGUGGGAAGAUAGACAAUGCCAUUUGGAGAGUAUAAUAAAAAAAGAAUUUUACAACAAAAAUGGAGAUAUAAAAGGAGGGAACGAAAACGUUGGAGGAUUCAUAUCGAGAAAGAAAUUCAAAUUAGAAGAACCUUGUGAAUGCUACAGCUGUGAGCAUGUCAUAUUGGUUGUAACAGAGUAUGUGAAGAAGGAGUGUGUUUUGGAUCGAUAUGUUUUUGCUUACAAAAAGUUGCUUGAUAAUAUAGACUCGUAUGUUCAUGAAAUUAGGAGCAAGUCUGACAUCGAUCAUAUUAUGUAUAAUAAUUUUUUUUUGUCCAAAGAUGAUUCAUGUUUGAGGAACACAAAUAAAAAAUGUGCACCAAGCGGAACGUGCGUGGCAGAGGAUAGCCAAGACGUGGAAAUGGAAACUUACACUAUUUCUACCAUCAUGACGAUUAGGACCAAUCUUUUAAACGCCUUGCCGAUGUUAAAAGGGGUUUUAAAAAAAUUGUCCCAUGAUGAGCAGAGUGAUUAUUAUGUAAGCAGCAGGGUUGGGAUUAUCGAGAGAGUGAAAAAUAAGAUACUUAGUUAUGCCAUGCGGAGAGGGAAGGGCUGCCAGGUCCACUCCGACAAUGGCGAGGAGCGCUUUGAUGGCUUUGAUCACGAUCGCUAUAACCGCUACGACCACUACGACCACUACGACCGCUAUGACCGCCAUGACCGCUACGACCGCCAUGACCGCUACGACCGCCAUGACCGCUACGACCGCCAUGACCGCUACGACCGCCAUGACCGCUACGACCGCUUCACCAACCGGGGGGAGCAACCUCAUCAGAUGGGCGACGCGUGGCCCUGUGUCCAAAGGAGAGGUACACCCGAGAAGGCGCGGCCACACGGAGGAGCAGACAAAAUGCAUGCACAGUAUUCAACCCGAUUGAGGAAAGAAGCACCAAUAAAAUUUUACGAAAUAAUUAUAACAACGAAUCAGAAUUUGAUAAGUCUGAGGAGCAUUCACCUGUUGAUCGAAAUGGUUAGCCUGUUUCACAGCUACUUAAUGAAAUUCGUGUUGGAAAAAAAAAAAUGAAAAGAUAAACUUCAUGCAACUUUAUCAGCUGAGGAAGAAAGAGCACACAUUUUGUGAUGAAUCAAAUUAUCUCCUAUUUUAUAACUUCCUUUUGGGAAAAAAAAAAAAAAAAGAGGAAAUUGGCUUGGAGGAAGGCAACCAGGUUGGGGUGGAGAAAUCCCCAAGAGGAGGGGAUCACAGUGAGAGGAGGUCCUACACGUCUGACAAUAGCACAACUUUUGAUUGCGAAAGUGGGGGAGGCGGUUCGAAUGCGGAGGUGCGCGCUCCGAUGGGGGUAGGGGCCCCCCUCACUAAGAGCUACGCAGAUUUGGGCAGUUGUUACGACAACGGGGACACUGUUUAUACGAAGCGGAUCGGCGACUGCACGCAGAGGAGCGACGAGUUUGCGUUGCCAGACGGAGGGGAUGAAAUUCGUGGCGCGGAUUACACGAAUCGAGUGAGCGAUAGCAGUGGUCGCGAAGUGCAGUGGGGCACCCAUGAUGAGGAGUGCGCCGCUGAGAAUGUGGGCUACGCCGCUGAGCAUGUGGGCUACGCCGCUGAGCAUGUGGGCUACGCCGCUGAGCAUGUGGGCUACGCCGCUCAGGAUGGGGACUACGCCGCUGAGCAUGGGGACUACGCCGCUGAGCAUGUGUGCCACGUCGAUCGCACCGAUGAGGCGGAGUGCCCCCCCGUGGAAGAGCUGCAAGAAGGACGGAGCAGCACCCUUUCUGAAAAAGAAACAGAAGAAAUGACACGUUAUAUAAAGCACAUAGUUUCGUGUAUCGUGGGAGAAGGAGAUACAUACCUCAAUAUCGAACUGCUGUUCACCCUCCAUACGUUUCAGCUAAGUUACUUAUUCAGUUUAUUAAAAAAAAUCAUAUUAGCGAAGGAUGUGAAAAAUGAAUUCCUCGUGAUGCUAACCUACUGCGGGUAUAAAAUCGAUAAUAUGGAAAUUAUCGAAUACUGCUUUUGGAAGCUAGUAAGUAUAUUUGAAAGUGAAGAGUUGCCGGAGUGUUGGAUCGUCUUGGACGAUAAGGCGAAGAGUCAGGUAAAGCAGAAAUACAACGAAAUGAGAGAUAAUUUAAGGGUGAUGAAACAGAUGAUGGGAGAAACGGAGAUGGAGAUGAAUAAAAAGAAGCAGAGUUGUCUUUCCCAGGGGAAUUACCCCCAUGUGGAUUACCGCGGUGGGAGCUACGGUGGGAGCUACGGUGGGAACUACGACGGGAACUACGACGGGAAGUACGAUGGGAACUACGACGGGAACUACGAUGGGAACCACUACGAUGGAGUGUUUUACGGAGCGCUAAAUAUUUUCAAAUCGGAUAAUCACUACAGCAUGGUUAACAACAUGACGGAAGUAGACAUGAGCAAAGGGAAUUUACAUUUUAACAAAAAUUUAAUCGACAAGAAAAUUUUUUCUCCAUUUAUCGAAAAAACGAAAAAAGAAUUUCAUCACUACAAUGACAUUCCAAAGGGAUACGUCAUAAACGAAAUACAAAGGCUGCGAAAUUUUAGCGAUCACUACUCCUGUUGCUACAUUUUAAAAAGCAAUCAGAAGAAAAAAAUUUUGAUGGGGUUUAAAAAAAAAGGAGAAAAUAAAGUAUACCUGUACAAGUAUGAUAAGAAUAUUAAAAAAAGAAAAAAUACAAUUUCGAUCAGUUUUGNAUCAAAUAUAACAAGUGAAUUGCCAAGACAUUUUAUAUGCAGUAUUUACAAGCUUAAUAAAGACGUUAAAAUUAUUUACGAAAAUAAAUGUCCAGUUUGGAAUGAUGAGAAGGAGAUUUACGAGUUGCCUUUUUAUGGCCGAGUUAAAUUAGCAAGUGCGAAAAAUUUGCAAUUAAUUUUAAAAAAAUGUGUAGUAGCCAACUCGCGGAAGGAUUCUUUUGUAGGGAAAACCAUAAACGAUGUUAUUGAGUAUGUCAGCAGUGACUCUUUCAUGAGGGACUCCCAAAUGGCUAGCACAUGUGCCGGACGAGGAACAGAUAGUCACCCUUCGCAGGGGCUUCCAACGUGUGGACUCCCCUCGCAUUCUCCCUACGAAGGCAGCUGUAGUGGGGAGGGGGACCCAAAAAAACACGUGCUUAGGAAAAGGUUCCCCUUUGAUGUGAUCACAAAUAAUUUUAAAAAAAAAGAAGAAGAAAAAAAAUUUGAAAUUGUGAACAAUGAUGAAGAGGAAAUAUUUUUAAUUUUUGGGAAAAACUCAAAGGAUUACUUCACGCUUGAUUUUCGUCACCCCUUGUCUUCCUUCGAGGCGUUUUCCAUCGCCAUUUCGUCUUUACUGAAGAAGAAGGCCGUUUCGUAG
This is a messenger RNA of Plasmodium cynomolgi strain B, 3439 nucleotides long. RefSeq lists its product as hypothetical. The record is from RefSeq and is a predicted model, not a curated record. The transcript has 3 exons. Bases 1 to 1158 code for a protein of 385 amino acids. NCBI's taxonomy places the organism in Eukaryota, Apicomplexa, Aconoidasida, Haemosporida, Plasmodiidae.